AGUCCCUGUGGACACAGGUUCGCAGCUGAUCCCUUUGGUCAGUGCGCACCCACAACUAGCAAUGGUUUCUCCCAGAGUCCACGAAGCUCCUGUUCCUGGGACGGCGAGGUAGAGGCCUGGGAGGGUUCUGGGUGCUCUCAGACACGUGCGGGUGGCGGCGGCGUACACAUUCGUGGAGUAACGUCGAGACGCUGAGGAGGCGGGGCCGGCUAUUUGAAUCCCGCGGCGGGUGGCAGGAGUGCUGAGCUGAAGUGUAGGUACCGCGUACUGCGUGUUCCGGGUGUCGGUGAACGGUAAGAGGCAGCCCCCGGUGGCUGGCUUGCCGGCCAGCAGUUACUUUCUCGAGCUAACCCUUCAGGACCAAAGAGCCGUGCUCUAGAAGGCAGAGCAACCGCAAUAGUCGAGUGCGGCGGAGCGUUCAGAAUAAACCCAAGCGGGAGGAGAGCCAAACUGCGGGACUGAGAGAUGGAUACCGAUUCAAAAGUCAGCGAGCUCCCCGAAACCACGGAGUCUGCUAUUAAUAAUAUUGAAAACACCAAUUUCAUUUUGGGAAACAAAAAGCUUGUCACUCCUCAGAAGCAUGCAGCUGAGGCGACUCCUAAUGAUUGCACACUAGAUACUUUUAAAUCACCUUUGGACUUUUCCACAGUAACUGUAGAGCAGUUGGGAAUUACACCUGAAAGCUUUGUAAAGAACUCUUCAGGAAAGUCAUCAUCCCACCUUAAAAAAUCCAGACGACGCUCUACAGUUGGUGUUCGGGGCUCUCCUGAAACAAACCAUCUUAUUCGUUUCAUUGCUCAGCAGCGGAAUUUAAAGAAUGCAGAGAAGUCUCCUUUGACACAGAAUUCCCCUUUUCUGGGCAGCCCUGUACUGUAUCGAAAUGUUAAUUCUUUGAGAGAACGAAUAUCCGCCUUCCAGUCGGUUUUCCAGUCCAUAAAUGAAACGGAGAAAAUGACUGACUGCCCUGAAUUCGCAGAGGCAGGGGGAGAGUUGCAGACAACAGGCUUGACCAAAAAGGAAUGUCAGAGUGAAUGUCAACAGUCUGAGUUCCCAGAACAGUUAUCCAAACGUCAGAGAAUAUCUUCUCGGGCCAACUCUGACGAAAAUCCAGCUGAUGCCAUUGAUCUCCAGAUACUCAAUGUUGCUACUCCUCCCAAUACAGACGGAACAUGUGCUCUUGAAACUUCUCUUGCAGAUCUUCCUGAGAAAUCUGAGUCUGGUUUAACGCAGUCUGGAUGGAUGGUUGAAAAAUCUAUUCCACUUUCAGACCUCACAGAGGCUUCAAGUGGAAUGGAGGUUGCUGACUGUGUAGAGGGCAAAGGCCCAGCUGAUGCUGUUUCCCUGGACACAUUUCCAGAAGCGAGCACAGGCACAGCUCCUGCAGUCAGGUCCCUGGGUACUCCACUGUGCGAGAGGGACAUUCCGUCCUCUGAGACAUCCGUCCUUCGUUCUGUGCUGAAGAAACCCUCUGGUAAGCUGUGCCUAGAAAGCCUGCAGGAACACUGUGACAACCUCCGUGAUAAUGGGACUCAUCCAAGCUUAAUCUCAAAUCUUGCAAACUGUUGCAUAGAACAAAAAGCAGAAGAUCAAGAAAAUUAUAAAGUGCCGGCCUUUCUAAAUACGAGGAAGAGGAAGAGAGUUACUUUUGGAGAGGACCUAAGCCCUGAAGUAUUUGAUGAAUCUUUGCCAGCAAAUACUCCAUUGCGUAAAGGAGAAACACCUGUUCGCAAAAAGGAUUUGAGUAGUAUCAAUCCUCUGAUACUUGAACAGUCACCAGUUCCUGAGCCAGUACCUCAACCAAAUUUUGAUGACAAGGGGGAGAAUCUUGAAAAUAUAGAACCUCUUCAGGUGUCAUUUGCUGUUCUGAGUCCUCUUAGUAAGUCUACAAUCUCUGAGACUCUUUCAGGCACAGAUACCUGUAGCUCUUCAAACAACCACGAGAAAAUAACCUGUAAAGGUGGUCGAAUAACACGGACCUCCAGCAGAAGACGUCAAUCGAUCGGUUUUGCGGAAGAGAGUGUUUGCAGCUUACUUAGUACAGAAGCUCAGCCUUGUAAAGAAAAGAAAAUAAAGACGAGGAAAUCUCAAGAAAGCAAGCCCACAGACAAAGUACUUCGUAAAAAGAAUCAGGUUUUAAAAAGUGGCAGAAAGAAGAAAGCAAAGAGAAAGAAAGGUGUUGAGAAGUCUUUAUAUGGGGAAAGAGACAUCGCUUCUAAGAAGCCGCUCCUAAGCCCUAUUCCAGAGCUGCCUGAGGUGUCUGUGUCGCCUGCUCUGCCCAGAGUCCGAAGGCUGUAUUCAGAUGGUUCCAACUCAGAUGGUGAACUUGAAGAAGUGACGCUUCCAGAAAGAAAGAAUCUUUUGCCUCAGAACUCGGAUUUUCAGAUGAAUCAAGACUUGACUAAAUCUGAUGUGUCUGAAUUCUGCAGCUCUUACAUAAAAAGCUCCGUGUCACUUAUUAAUGCUAAUUUUGAUCAAGAUUCAAAUAUAAGUACUAUAGAAAUUCAUGAAAGUAAAUAUAAUCCAAAAGCAGAAAUUAAGUUGGAAAGUGAAAAUGAACUAAAAACCGAGACCGAGAAUGAAAACAGUCAUAUUUCUUGUGCUUCUGUGACAAAAAAUCCCAUUGUAUCAGAUCAUCCAAAAUCGGAUUUUAUUCAGCAGUCCCAAGAAUUUUCUGCUGCUGGUCAAAAUGCGGAAAACUUUUUUCAAAGCUUUAAAAUUUCAGAAGAUAUAAAGCGUGAAAAACAGGAUGACCUCUUACUAGCUUCUGAAGGGAGACUGCUAACCAAGCCUUUAACAUCUGACUCACAAAAAAAAUAUGAUUCUUCAGAAGAUGUCUUAAUUGACAGUAUAAAAGAAAAUAAAAGUCAAUGUGAGGAUUUGGGGAAAAAUGUCGCAGAAAGUAGUAGUGGUGUGAGUUGUAAAAGGAAACACAGAAGACGCUCUAUGUGUUAUUCUGAUGGUCAAAGUUUACAUUUGGGAAAAAAUGGAAAUCACAAACCUUCCUAUAGUGUGGGCAGCUUUGAACCAAUUAGUUUAGAAAAAUCUGAACUAUAUAAAGAGUUAUCUGACUCCAUAGAGCAAACCUUUCAGAGAACAAAUAGUGAAACGAAAGUCAGACGUAGCAUGAGGCUACAAAAUGAUUUGGAAAAUGAAGGACUUGUCUGGAUUUCACUUCCAGUUCCUUCCACUUCCUUCACUUCCCAAAGAACCAAAAGGAGAACAGUAUAUACAUUUGACAGCAGAGGAUUUGAAAGUAUGUCCCCCAGAAAAAAAGUUGUGUCCUCCAGCCAAAAACCUAGUAUACCGCCCUCCACAUCAGGUCAAGAGAACAGUGAGGGCUUUGCAGCCAUUUCUUCCAGUUUACCUGAAAAGAGAAGGAAGAGCUUUUGUACAUCUGCACUUGCAAACACUGAAAAUUCUAACUCAAAAUGCUACAAAAGAAGAACCUCUCAAUCAGAAGGGAUAAAGCUCUCAAAAAUGACUGUCAAGAGAAUUAAACAUUUCGGGGAACUACAGCAAUAACUGACAUUUCCUGCAGAACAUUUGGCAAGAGAGAAGGUAACCAUCCAUGCUUAAAAGAUUCUUUCAUUCUAGUUCCCAUUCUUUGUUCAAUUUCAGUGUUUUAAAAGUUUCAAAUAAAAUCAUUUGGGUUGAAACUACUUUUAAGUAGAAAUAAGUGAAUUUCUUUAUCAUUCAAAAAGAAAACAUUCUAUUAAAUAUGUCCUCCAAAUGUUAAACGCUUUAGUAGUAGUUUGUGCUAAAAAGGAUUGUUUUUAGCCCCAACAAUAUGUUAAGUUUUAUUUCACAUUAGUACAUAUUUACUACCAAAGAUUUAUUGUCUCUGUUGUAAAAAAGCACCUUUUAGAAUUGACUUGUCAUGUCUGGAUGAGGAGAGGUUUAAAAAAAAAAUUGAUAGAAUUAAUUUAACUAUCAAAAUCAAAGGUUAAUAUAAGGUUGAAAGCUGUUUUUUAAAAAGUGGGGUGAGAUGUGUUUUUAAAAAUACUGCAAAAAAAUUGGUUGAAAGUUUUAACAAUUAGGAAAGACGGAAAUUAUAAAACUUGUUCUUUUGGGAGGGGUUAAAGUUACGAGAAGCUUAAGUGACUUGCUUUAUCUGUCUCAAAUGAAAUUUUUAUUUUCAUACUUAGAUUAAAAUCAAAUCUUAAACAUGGAAUUUUACAGAAGUCUUUGAGUAAACUAGAUUGUGAUAAGUCUAUCAUUAUAAAAUGAAAAUGUAAUUUAUAAAUAACUAAUGUGAAAACAUUUUGUUCUUCAAACAAGAUUCUUGCAUGCUUUGUGAUAGGGGAGGUGGGGGAUUCGUUUUUAGUGAAAAUAUAGCAGUUUAGUUGAAGAUUAAUUUUCCAGAUUAUUCAAAUUAGUCACAGGUAAUUAUGGAUUUAAAUUCAUGUUCUUCAUAAAAAAAAUUUUUUAAUCCAGAAAUGGCCCUAGAGAAUGAGUUUGCUAACAUGAAUCAUGCAUGGUAGUAAGGCUGCUGAUUUCUUUCACAUGACUUUUUCCAGCCGUUUUAACGUUUAUUUCACUGUAUCAAGUACUAUCACUUGUCUCAGAUUUACUAGUAAGCCUCAGCGAUAUUGUGAUAGAUCCUAUUGCCAUUUGGGUGAUAGCGUUUGAAACUCUAAAUUGUUAUAUAUCUGGAAUUUGUGAAUGUGUAUAAAUCCUUAUAUCAUUAAACAAUUGUCUUUGGAAUCUUUUACAUCAUUACACUCUGCCUCUGCAUGAUAGCAGGAACAUGUUAACAAAUAGAGCUCUCUAUAAAUAACACAACAGGGAAGAAAGCCCCUGCUGAGAGCCCAUUUCCCCUCCGCAGAUAGAGACUAUUUGUUACCUUCUUGGCACCAAUAGGUCUGGAACUCCUGCUGCUAAAGACUAAUGUAUUUUACAUUAACACUCCAAGUGAUCCCCAAUUUCUUCUGCUAAAGGGUGGAUUGUUUAAAAAAUUCUUUUAUCUUUACACGUAAAUUAUUUAUGGGCUCCCCCCCUUUCUAGUUUUAGUGUGGUUGGCAAAUCUAUACCACUGAAAACGAACCAAAAGAAAAAAAUAACUAAUGAACGAACUUCUUAUGAAUCUUUGUUCUUAGUAAUUUAAAAAGGAAAAAAAAAUUUCAUAAAUGGAAAAUGUUACAGGGUUUUGUUUUUUUGUUAAAUUUUUGUAUUUUUCCUUUAACAUGAAGGCUUAAAACACUUAUGUUCUCCCCUUUUAAUUGUAUGAUCUAUAAUCUUAAUUGUAUUUGAAUUUUUUAAAUUUCACUGGGCUUUGUUUUAUUUCUCAAAAAGUGCCAGUGAGGGUGAGGGAAACAUUUUGGUCUGGGUUUUUUUUUGUUUGUUUGUUUUUGUUUUGGCUUGAUUUUUCAAAUGUAAAAUUGUUCUUAUUUUCUAGCCUCUACAGUUAAAAAUACAAACACCCUUUACAAGUCGUGUUGGUUUCAAAAUGUUUCAAUAUGAAUAUGUUGUUGUUAUUUGUAAAUAACAAAUGGGCAUGUUUUUUCCUUAAACAAGAUCAAAUCUGAGCAAUCAAAGCAACUUUGGCAUAGUUAUAUUCUUUAAGUCUCAUUUGCAUCAUAAAUUUAAGAAAAGUUAAUGAUUUCUGUAUUUGACAUGCUUGCUUGUUUUUACGAUUUCUUUUCACUAGUGGUUAAAUCAAAAACUUGGCUUCAAAAUAGUUUUUUCCAGCCUCAUCUUUUUUACUGCUGUAACCCUUGACAAUAUCGUGUUAGAAAGUCUCAUCUGUUCCUGCUGCUCCUGUAGAUUCUUGUCUGCUCCAGAAGAUGGCAGCAUGACAUCUGAAGUUUGUUCUCCUACACACAUUACCUUAAUGCCAGGGCAGCUUUUGUUGCUGUGGGUCCUUCCCCUUAACUUUUAUUUUUACUUAUUUUUAUUAUAAAAGUAAUGUGUGGCUAUUGAAAAAGGUAGAGAACUGUACAAAAUUUAAAAAUGCCUUCUCCCACCCCGUGCGAGCAUCCUACAGCCACGCCUUCUUCCUCUCCUCAGCUUUCUUAAGUGUACACACUUAACAGUGGUGUACGUCUUCCAGACCUUUGCCUGUAUGAACAUGGGUAUGGAUUUCGUUGUUUGCUGUUGGAAUCACUAUAUGUGCCGUUCUGCAACUCGAUUUUUUAAUUCAACAAGUUACCAUGCAUGUCCUUCCGCCGUAAUAUGGAGAGCCGUAGUGUUCCUCGGUCUUCAACCCUUGCAUAGAAUUACAUGAUUUUGAUAGCUACAAGUAUAAUUUAGGCAUCUCCUUGCUAAUGCAUGCUAGUUGUCUCCAGUUUUUUGUUAAUUGAAAAUUAUGCCACACUCCGCUUGUGUGAAAAUAUAAGAUAAAUUCCUGGAAAUUAACAUAGUUAUUAAGUUCUCUUCUAUAGAUCUUACCUGGCAAAGUCUUUUUAUAAAGAUGUUGGCAUCCAUGCCGUCUUUCUGUCUCUCCUAUUCUUCUCCUGCCACUUAAUGCCACUUGGCUUCCAUUUUCUCCUACUGCCCCACUGGCACUUAAGCUGUAGAAUUAAGGGUCAGCUUUAGAUCUUGCAUAACAAGAAAAAAUGAUUAAUAAUGCCUGAUUAUGCUUUAGAUUGAAAGAGCUUUUUCUUUUAAUGGGAGGUUUGUUGAGGUAUAAUUAACCUACAGUAAAGUUCACCCUCUUUGAACGCACAGUUUGAAUUUUGGCAAAUUCACGUAACUGCUACCACGGUCAAGUAAAAAACAGAACAUUUUCAUCACCCCAAAAGAAAUUUUCUCUGAUCUCUUUGCAGUCAAUCUUCUUUCCCCCAACCCCGGCCUCUCACAAACCCUCACCUGAUUUUUAUCCUUAUCGUUUUGCCUUUUCCAGAGUGUCAUAUAAAUGGGAUUGUAUAGUAUAUAUCCUUUUGUAUCUACUUUUUUAAAUUUAGCAUAAUGUUUUUGAGAUUCAUCCAUGUCGCAUGUUAUAUAAAUAGUUGA
Messenger RNA from Rhinolophus ferrumequinum (greater horseshoe bat), 6951 nucleotides. It is a transcript of the gene CDCA2, whose product is annotated as cell division cycle associated 2. NCBI's taxonomy places the organism in Eukaryota, Metazoa, Chordata, Mammalia, Chiroptera, Rhinolophidae. Gene Ontology annotation, cellular component: chromosome; nucleus. Gene Ontology annotation, biological process: regulation of chromosome segregation; regulation of mitotic nuclear division. The record is from RefSeq and is a predicted model, not a curated record.